This is a messenger RNA of Protopolystoma xenopodis, 312 nucleotides long. Lineage: Eukaryota; Metazoa; Platyhelminthes; Monogenea; Polystomatidea; Polystomatidae. The record is from the annotation of a GenBank genome assembly.
AUGCCGUCUCGACCAGACGUACCGGACACACUUUUGCCUCGACUCCUGUGCGGCCUCGUCUCUAAUGUCCAGACCGUGGUUGUCCGGCCAUACACAUGCGUCGUUUCGCUGUUUAUGGCCGAGUGUCAGCUGACUGUGGGUAAACAAAGACAGUCUAUAUGUGAAUCCGGUCUGCGCACAACUGCACCUUACGGGCCCAUCUAUCUUUCUCUCUUGCUCUCUCCGUCUGUAUCUCUCUCUCUUCGCCUUUGUCUUGACUCCCUCAUUCAGUCAUUUGCUCACUCAACCGCCAAGUAUCGUGUCUUACUCCAG